Thrips palmi is the source of this 5220-nucleotide messenger RNA. Its product is annotated as tyrosine-protein kinase transmembrane receptor Ror2-like. Gene Ontology annotation, biological process: cell surface receptor protein tyrosine kinase signaling pathway; multicellular organism development; positive regulation of kinase activity. The coding region runs from base 188 to 2227 and encodes 679 amino acids. The record is from RefSeq and is a predicted model, not a curated record. Gene Ontology annotation, cellular component: signaling receptor complex. Lineage: Eukaryota; Metazoa; Arthropoda; Insecta; Thysanoptera; Thripidae. Gene Ontology annotation, molecular function: ATP binding; transmembrane receptor protein tyrosine kinase activity; protein binding. The transcript is spliced from 9 exons.
AGCCAGAAACCUUGCAAAAUUUGCUUCAAGGCAGUGAAAAGAUGGCGUUGUUUCCACACUGGUCGCCUUCUGCUUGAUUCUUCUAACCGCUACAUGCCACAACCUAUAUUUGUAGAAUGUGAUGUUUUUGAAGGACCCUAGUAGUGGAUGAAUUUUUCACUGUGAGGACUUGACUGAAACUGUUAUCAUGUGGUUCCUUUCAUCUGUGAUGACUGGUGUGAUCUUGCUUCUUAGUAUGGAAUAUGCUCUACUCAAUGCAGUUUCAACGGUCCCUCAACCCUCUGGCUUUUGUGCACCAUACAACGGAAAGGUGUGUCGUAAGUUCCUGGCAAGAUCGGACUGGGUUUGGUACAAUUUAACAGAUGAUGAAACUGCUGCUGCGGGGUGGCUCAGUGAGCAGAUAGUGCAAAAUUUAUGGGAGGAGAUGAAUGAGAAAUUAAAAGAGCCAUGUCGCAGUAAUGCCGAACAACUACUGUGCACCUAUGCUUUUCCAAAAUGCACGGUGAGAGGAGGCCAUCAAACCCCAUUACCUUUAUGCAGGGAAGAUUGUCUGGCCGUCAGCAAACUGUUCUGUUACAAUGACUGGGCACUAGUGGAGGACAACAAACUCACUUUCAAAGCCAAAGGUCCAUUUCGACUUCCCAAUUGUGAUGUUCUUCCCUCCUACAUUCCUGUUAAACAUGUGCGGAAUGCCAAUGUCAGCUCUCCUCCGUACCAACCAGAAGGCUCUGUUUGUUCUCCUGCUAAUCUGACGGAAGUGAAACAUGAUCAAGUUACACGGGACUGUAUCAAAGGCCGGGGAAGAUUUUAUCAGGGCUUUGUGAAUGUAACUAAAAGUGGCUUGCCCUGUCAGAAGUGGGACGUGCAAGAGCCUCAUGAGCAUGACAGGCCUCCCAAUGUUUUCCCCGAAGUUCAGAAUGCGGAGAACUAUUGCCGCAAUGCUGGCGGUGAAGAGCAUGCGCCCUGGUGUUACACAAUGGACCCCAUAGUACGCUGGCAGCAUUGUGAUAUACCUCCAUGUGAAAAUACUACAGACGCUGUAUUGCAGGAUUUGGAACUUUGGGACCUUAAAAUGGAUGACCUGUUUUCUCCUGCCUUCAUCUCGGUGUUGGGUAUGAUUGGUUUUGUGACACUUGCCCUCACUCUCUUUUUAUUGAUAGCAUGUUCCCGAUUGAUCAAGCGGCGCCUUCAGAAUGGGUACACUCCUCCAGCAAAUCAAGAUCUUAAUAAUAUUGAUCUUGACAAGCUACCAGACAAUAUGUCUUACCAUCGCACUGGGGCCCAGCUAAAUCCUAAAUUGGAAAAACUGGAGUUUCCUAGAAAUGAUAUAAUUUAUAUCAGAGACCUUGGGCAAGGGGCCUUUGGCAGGGUCUUCCAGGCUAAAGCACCCGGACUCAUUAAGGGGGAAGAAUUCACUCUUGUUGCCAUAAAAAUGUUGAAAGAUGAAGCAUCGGACGAUUUACAGAAAGACUUUGAAAGAGAGGCUUGUCUUCUGUCUGAAUUUGAACAUCCAAACAUUGUCAAACUCCUGGGGGUGUGUGCCAUUGGGAGGCCGAUGUGCCUUCUCUUUGAGUACAUGGGCCGAGGUGAUCUGAAUGAAUUUCUACGAAGUUGCUCUCCUAGUAACUACAUUGUUCGAAGCUCUGAUGGCGAAAGGGAUGUCUUUCGAGAUGUGCAGUUAACACCAUUGGAUCUUCUCAAGAUAUCCAUUCAGAUUGCUGCUGGUAUGAAAUAUCUCUCUGACCGGAAAUUUGUUCAUCGUGAUCUAGCGACCCGCAACUGUCUCAUCAAUGACCAAAUGGUUGUCAAGAUUGCAGACUUUGGUCUGUCUCAAAAGAUCUAUUUACAGGAUUACUACAAGGGAAAUGAACAUGAUGCUAUUCCUGUACGCUGGAUGCCUUUAGAAAGCAUCAUGUACAAUAAGUACACUGUUGAGUCAGAUGUGUGGGCAUUUGGUGUCUGUCUCUGGGAAAUAUUUUCCUUUGCUCUGCAGCCAUAUUAUGGAAUGACGCAUGAAGAGGUUGUCAAGUACAUUAAAGAUGGUCACACUUUACAGUGUCCAGAAAAUACUCAUCGUUCAAUCUUUGAACUCAUGCGAUCUUGUUGGAAUUUAAAGCCGACUCUUCGACCUAGUUUCCACGUUCUUUAUGAUAAUCUGGAACGCAUUCACGAUGACAUCCAACGUUCGUGUAGCUACGGAAAUCUGCCUCCUCAAGUACAUAUAUGAGAAGAGCUACCCGAGCGCGUUGGUCAUUCAUCGCGCAAGGGUUGUGUGCUUAUGUAAGAGUCCAUACCUAAAUCAUGGUUUAAGCGUGCAUCAUUUUAUGUGAUUUUUAUGUACCAGUUUAAAACAUAGACUUGCAGUAACUUUUCUCGAAUGAUUGGAAUGUUUAAUGAUUAGGUUUUAAUGCGGCCAAUGUAAAUAAUGCAGGCUACAUCAGACGCCAUUAAAGUAACUUUUUAGAAUAUACUGUAUAUUCUAUAUAGAAGUUCAGUGACAUGAAAAUGACUUGAUUCAUUUACCUUUUAGCACUUUUUUCCUAUUAUUUGUCAUGUAUUAUCCAAUUCAUACUUGUUUUGCAAUUGGUUUCUUCCAUUUUUUAUGUGGAAACAUCAUUUUCAUUGAUGGUCUCAAACCCUGUACUCCUGUAAGAUGUUCUGGCCAAAUUUUAUAACAGAUAGGACUGAUCUCAAUUAGAAUUUUCCUGCAAGGACAUUUUUACUUAGUUGGCAUUUGUAUAAAGUGGCAAUUCUGAUUUACCACACUGCUUUUCAUCAAAAUGUCAAUUACUAUUUUAUGUACAAAUCCCUUUAAUGGAUCUUCCAAGUUGACAUUCCAGUAAUUUUGACUCUUACUCUCUCUUUAUUAUAAGGACACUUUUUUAUGUGGAUACAUAAAUUAUUUCUUGAAGAGGAAAUGGGGGGAAUGAAUCUCCACUGCCCUUUCAAAGCACAUUAAGUGCAUUUUAUUUCUGAUCUGUGUAUCUGGUAUGUUUAAACUACUUUUACAUCACUAUGAUCAUCUCUAUGUGACAUGUUUGUGUGGGCCUGAAACUGAAUCUUUGGCCAAAUUGUUACCCAUUAUCUUUUAUCUAACUUGUUUACCCUGUUUUAAGAAAUGGUGUGUCACUGUAGUGUGAAAGGUGUGCUCAUUUUAAAUAAUCACUGUAUUUGUACUGUAUAUUCUGAAAGUGUGCGCCUACCCUGUAGUGUAUGUGUGUUCGAAUAUUUACAAUGCUUCUGUUUCGUAUCUUGCUAAUACACUCUUUGUUAAUACAAAGGUUUCAGAAUGCUGUCUCCAGAGUAUUAGUUGUGACAUGAGACUUCUAUAAAGAAACUUUAAUCUCUUGUAAGUCAUUAUUUAAUGCCAAAACAAAGCCAAAAUCAGUAGGUCUUUUUGGAGAAUGACCAAAUUUACUGUAGAAUAAGGUUUGUUUCCAGCAUCAUAAAUGCAUUUAAUAGCAUGUGGAUACUAUAGUUUUAUUAUUCCAGAAGUAUUUUUCUUUACUUUAUAAUCAUUGUAUGAUGUAUACAAAUAUUUUCAUUGAUUGUGGAAACCACUAAGAACACUUUGUCUGGUAUAUUGACUGUUGCCUGAUACCCUUAAAUGCUUUACUCGGCAACAUUUAUAUUGUGUUAAGCAUUAGGUAUAAGCAAUACUGGUAAUAUAUGCAUGGUUGAUUUCCUUUUUUAAUCUUUAAUGAUGUAGUGGCAACAUAUGUUGGGGCUUAUGUUGGCAUGAACUGCAUUCUUACCUGUAAAUGUGUGUAUGAUAAUGUAAUUUGAAUGUGAAACAGGGAACUUUAACUUUCCUGUACUGUGAUGAUGAUGUUUUUGUGUUUGUAAGUUCCUCAAUAUUUCUUUUCAUCUCUUUUGUAACUUUCCUAAUGUCUGGUACUUAAUUUAUGGCAUUAGGUAUGUGUUUUCUGUCUUGUUCACUUUUAUUUGCUUCAUGUUAUGUUGUUUUUAGUGUUUAGUGGCAUAUCGAAGGAUUAUUGUUUUGUGAUUAUUCGUUUGAAGUUUGCAAUUGUUGCAUAUCGCCCAGCUGUCGGGGUUUUUGUUGUUGUUUCUGUUAGUGUGUGUGGCUUGUCAGCAAUGCUUUUCAUGUGGCUGUUUAUGUUUUAUCCUGGGUUUGCACUCUGUUUGGUUAUUUCUUAGCACUGAAUCCCAUGCAGUGAUCAAGUAUCAUGCAUUGUCUAUGUCGUACCUCUUUUAUGCUCAAUAACUCACGACAUGACUGAAUGAAAGGAUAUAUGAAUGAAUGGGUGGAUGAAUGGAUGAACAAUAGUGGUGUCAGUUUCUAACUCAAACAAUGAAUUUGCUUUCUUGUGUACGUUCUCAGAGAAGAGAGUGCUGAAUUGGUUCUUGUUUCUAGCUACUUUGACUGAGCUGGCCAUCUUUCUUUAGUUCAGGCCUCAGGAAAGGAUUCCAUCCAAAACCUCAAUUCAUUAUUUUUCAAUGGUUGAUGCUUGGAUGGAAUAAUUUCCUAAAGACCUGCUUGGUCAGAAUUUGUCUCACAGCAAUUCUGAAGCUUACAUUUACAUAAACAAUUCUGUAAAUGUAUUGCUCUUUCUUGACUGAUACAAUUUUUUUAAAAUUGUAAGGUGGAUUUAUUUUCUACUACUUUGUUGUAGUAAAGCCGACUGCCUUACAUUUUCCCCAUUUGACUGUAAUACUGAUUUUAUUUUCUGUGAGAUACGGGGAGGGAUUUUCUUUCAGUUCAUUGAUUAAAAGAAUCCUUCCAUCGCAGAAUCUACUCAGCACUGAAAGAAGAGACAAUAACCUUCAUUGAAGGUAUUGGGACCAAAGAAAAUCUGCACAAGCUAGCAACAUGAAACCUUUUGCUGAAAAUUCUUAGGUGGAAAGAUUCACUGUGGAAGUUUGGUUGUAGCUAUUUGGUACUCUGAAAUUUGAUUGUCAGGAAGUUAAGGUUUCCACUUUUGGUUUUAGUGCUUUUUAAUUUAGUGAGUCUCUAGGUAGUGCAACAUGCCCUGCUUCAGCCAUAAUUGGCAAUGCGCACAUAUAAGCCAUGUUAAUGUGUACAUAUCUGCAUUGGAAAGAUGUGCGUACUUUAUUUGUGUUUAAUUUACCUGAUGCUCUUUAUAACUUCUUCCGUCUAGUCAUACAAUACAUUCAUGUUGGACAUCACAAUUUGAUUAAGCAAAUUUUUUGUGAUACCGUUUGUGUUUCAUUAAUAAAAUGUGUGGCCAGUCCUGAUAA